GUUCGAGGCACACACGUUGUCAUUCAUAAUCAGAAGUUGUUUGGUUUACUUUUAUUUUGAAAGCUGAACCGACAAGUUCCUGCUAAAUGCUGGUUAAUUAUGGUUAGCUUGAUGCCGCUUAAAUGCCCAUUGCCUGUCCACUUUCCCUACUAAAAAUUGGAAUCAGGGGCCCUGAGUUUCUAUGUACAACCCUGUCACAUCUGUUAUUUCCACUCUCGAUCCACGUUUACAAAUAUUGAUUGAGCUACUCCCGAUUAACAAGUGCCAUUCACCUUUUAACAUAUCUUCAAAACCUGGAAAACAGGAUGUUUACAUUCCAGUAUAAUACGAUGUCAAGGAAAACUUAACUGAAUUUGCUGCAGCAACGGUUCAAACUUUUAUCAGGCAAGAACUCAGGGCAAAGUGCAUCGAAUAUCAGCUAUCAUCAAGAUAUGGGAGAUGCAGAUUAAGCAAUAAUCUCAUUCAGUGUUAUUAGUUCGGGGUUUAUGACCAAGACAGUGGUAUAAAGGGUAGCCUUUUGUUCCUGCUGUGUUCAUCACGGUUGUCUCAGGAUGUUCAAGUUAGUGAUACUGUUCCUGACACUGUCAGGCCUCCAAGCUGCCCCACUUGCAGUCCUGAGAAGUUCGCAGAAGACAUCUUCAACCUAUAAGCUCCCUGAUGGCUUUCACCUGGGCAUUGAACACUCCGACAUCGGUGAACCUGUUCAUAGGGGCUUCCGACAAGGUACAGAGCCCUCCAGGAGGUUCCUUGUUGACCUCAACACAGGCCUGGUGCAGGAACACAUCAGUGAGAUGGACAGGAGAGUGGGGGGAUUUGGAGAGAUGGAGAGAAGACACUGGCUGACAGACAAGGUCCCUGUUGAUGUUCCAGCCCAGAAGAAUGGUGGUGGUUGGGUCCGGGUGGAAGAACCUUCUGCUCCUCAUCUUCCAGAUGGUUUCAGACAGGGAACUGAACCCGUGAGGUCUAUUCCAGAUGGUUUCAGACAGGGAACCGAACCCAUGAGGUCUAUCCCAGAUGGUUUCAGACAGGGAACUGAACCCGUGAGGUCUAUCCCAAAUGGUUUCAGACAGGGAACCGAACCCGUGAGGUCUAUCCCAGAUGGUUUCAGACAGGGAACCGAACCCGUGAUGUCUAUCCCAGAUGGUUUCAGACAGGGAACCGAACCCAUGAGGUCUAUCCCAGAUGGUUUCAGACAGGGAACUGAACCUGUGAUGUCUAUCCCACAUGGUUUUAGACAGGGAACCGAACCUGUGAUGUCUAUCCCACAUGGUUUCAGACAGGGAACCAAACCCAUGAGGUCUAUCCCAGAUGCUUUCAGACAGGGAACCAAACCCAUGAGGUCUAUCCCAGAUGGUUUCAGACAGGGAACCAAACCCAUGAGGUCUAUCCCAGAUGGUUUCAGACAGGGAACAGAACCCGUGAUCUCUAUCCCAGAUGGUUUCAGACAGGGAACAGAACCCGUGAUCUCGAUCCCAGAUGGUUUCAGACAGGGAACAGAACCCGUGAUCUCGAUCCCAGAUGGUUUCAGACAGGGAACAGAACCCAUGAGGUCUAUCCCUGAUGGUUUCAGACAGGGAACCGAACCCAUGAGGUCUAUCCCAGAUGGUUUCAGACAGGGAACAGAACCUGUGAUGUCUAUCCCAGAUGGUUUCAGACAGGGAACAGAACCUGUGAUGACUAUCCCACAUGGUUUCAGACAGGGAACCGAACCCAUUCUUAUAAUUCCAUUGCGCUUGAGAGAGGGAAGUGAACGCUUUACCUCCAGGUUUCAAACAAAAAGAGUGGCUUGUAAGGGGGAGGUCAUCGAUGGAAAAUGCUAUGAGUUCAACCCAACGUUGCUGGCCUUUCAAGAUGCACAGGCUUUAUGCAGAGCUCUCGCCCCAAAUGCUGAGCUUGCAUCUGUAACCACUGGUGAUCUGCAUUCCCGCCUGGUUGCCCUGGCAACCAAGAAUGGCGAGAGCAACCCUGUGUUAACCUGGCUAGGAGGCAUAGUCAAGAACCAGCAGGCAUCAUGGGUAGACGGGUCGGAGUGGAGUUACAGCGACUGGAUGCCAGGUCACCCCAACAUUCACACUGAUAAACCUGUCUGUGUGGAGAUGUUUAAGAUAGACGAGAGCUGGUGGACGGCAGCCGACUGUGAACUGAAGAGAGCGUCCAUCUGCUCAUACCAGAUCACUGCAUGAAAACCACAAAGAAACACAGCAUAAGAGGGUGGCUCUUUUGAUUCAUUCUCUUAUGAAUCAAACGAAAACAAUCUUACAGACAAUAUCGUUUCCAUUAGUUUGGGCUACCGUUGUCUGCAUCGGUCUGUAUUUCCUUAAAUAAAACUUGGCAUUUUA
Messenger RNA from Perca flavescens (yellow perch), 2339 nucleotides. RefSeq lists its product as uncharacterized. The record is from RefSeq and is a predicted model, not a curated record. The coding region runs from base 552 to 2183 and encodes 543 amino acids. The transcript has 8 exons. NCBI's taxonomy places the organism in Eukaryota, Metazoa, Chordata, Actinopteri, Perciformes, Percidae.